AUGCAUUCCAUUAGCCAGCCGAACAUUCAUGCUCACGCCCAGGCGAACCCCCAGAUGGGUUGUCCGCGACCCGUCAACAGGAAUGCACCACAAUUCCUGACUUCAUAUCAUACUGUGGAGGAAAACUGGCAAAUGACUGACGAACUCAUGGCCGAGAUUGAGCGUGCUGACUAUGCGCAGGCCAUGAGCCAACAACCACAACCUCCCGCUCCGGGAACGGUCGGCGUUGCGUACGCCGGCGGCGCACAAAGCGGUCCGGUUUACGUGCGCGAGGCACCAUCCCCUUACAAGGAUUCUGUGUUGGACAGGGUCAGAGGGAGCGGGCAUAAUAGCCCGAAAGAUCUGGAAAAUGGAAGGCGUCCGGUGCGCACAGAACGGGAACGUGAUAGGGACGCUCAGCAAACAAAUGAGAGCGUCCGAGUACGCGACCGACCGCUUCCUGCAAGUCCAGGGUCCUCUCAGAUUCAUCCACAGCCACGGAACUUGUCACCGGAACGCAAAUCCCCGCCUUAUCUCACCGCACAGAGUUCGUCAGGGGAGGGCCCGCCCACGAAUGAUUACGGCUCCUUCAAACGCGAGCCGUAUCAGCCACCGCAUACGCGCAUUCCUACUCCGCCGCCUACCGUGCGCAAACCUUCAGGUGCGCCGGUUACUAGUGAUGUGAGGACGACUCCACCAGCUGCGAGCAAGUUGGCCAGCCAAACACCACCCUUACAAGCCAUGAAGACCCGUACUCCCGAUAAAUCACUACCCGUUCAAGAAGAACAGGAAGACGAUGUUGCUUUGAAGAAGAGCACUGGUCACCUUCAGUAUGAUCACGGAAGUGAUCCUCACAGAGAUGAUGACGACGACGACACAUUAAUUGAAAAUGAUCACGAGUAUGCGCAUAAUGACAAUGACGAGGAUGGGGGUUCUGGGUCUUAUACGCCGAGGUCGCCGAGUGCUAACCUUCCUGAGCCACAUUACAUGCAUCCCGUUAACCAACGGGUGGCUAGCAUUGCCAAGCACCAUCGAAAUGGCUCCACAGACCAACUUGGUUUGCAGAGUUUUGAUGCGAUCGUCAACCAAAGAGUGCCUGUUAGGACAGCAGUAGAGCCUCGUGAGUACUGUGGUCAUGAACCUCCUUCGCGUCCUGAGCAAAACCGUGUGUUUAACGAGGCCAGGGACAACCGCGAUCAGCGCAAUGUAGAAGUCUCUCAACAGGUGCAACAAAAUUUCAACCAUAACCACAGAUCGCAUACCUUGCACACACAAGUUCACGUGGACGACCAGCAUUACGACGACCCUGCAGCAACAUAUCUGCAAACGUAUUUCCAGUCGGUCAGACCAAAUGCACCCAUCCCUCCGACGCCACACAGCCAGACUGCCGCACCAUCUCCGUCGCCGCUAAUCUCCAGCAUUCAACCCAGUCCAGCUCCGGUUGGGUCUCCAUACCCGUUCCCUUUUUCGCAUGUCCGACGAAAUGUUGCCUACGCGCCGCCAACGGCACCAUCAACCACAUACGACCCGGCCUCUAUCGAGGAACAAAUUGCACUUCAAAUGCAGAUGUAUGCGCUCAAUAAUCACGCUGUUCUCUCGGACUCUACAUUUUCGCCGUCGUCGACGCCGUUCCCAAGAUCAGGAUAUAACCCAUGGACUUUCUUGCAGUCGACUCGUGCAUUUGGUGGUACGCGUCACCGCUUUGACUCGAUGAGCAUGCGCUCUAGUCCAAGUCAUCAACCGGUAAACCUUCCGGCCCGAUCUUCCCGAGGGCGAGGUCUCAAGCGGCGCGAGAAAUCGGUCAAUUUGCGUAAGGCGGUCACGAGUGAGAAUGCAAGCCGGGACAAGGUCCAGCCGCCUCCUCGCGUAGAGAGUACGCAGCCAAGGGACACCAGCCCUGAACCGUGCUCAUCCGGGGAGGAGACUGCAGGAGAGGAGCGGUACGAUGUCCAUGAGGAGGUAGCGUGGGUUAGCGAUGACACGGAUGUUGAUGGGGAGUGGGUGGAUGAGGGCGAGGAUGACAGGGAGUUGAUUUAUCUGGAGUAUCACCCGACAUAUAUUUCUAAUUUCGACAAGCGGCGGCGGAGGUGGGAGGCGCGAUGGGAAGCACUGCAGCAAGCGUUCCAGGCACUCGAUUUUGAGACAGAUACCACUAUGGUGUUGCUUGCUGCGCCGUCUCAUUCUAACAAGCUCCAUUCGCUUACUUCGCGUUUCGUUCGACGGGAGCAACUUGACAAGUCGCCAGCCAUGGCCACCGUCCGUACAGCAUUUAAGGGUAUCGCGAGCCGCCGGCGUGCUGCGCGCACACGGAACACGUCUCUCAUCCAGCAGCUAGCAAACGCCAGUACCACAUCAGGCGACGGACCCGAUGGAAACUCCGAUGCCCGAGAGGGUGAACUAAAGCGGGCUCUCGGGACUGCGCUGGUAAGUCUAGACGAACUGCGGACGAUCUACGAGCAGCGCGUAGCGCGGUGGGAGCACGAGAUGGAGCGUAUUGUCGACGAACGGGACCAUGUUGAUCUACUGCUCCGCCAGACCCUCGGGGUGAGCUCGCAGCAGAACGGUACGGGGCAUGGAUGA
Molecule: messenger RNA, 2559 nt
Organism: Pisolithus orientalis
Lineage: Eukaryota; Fungi; Basidiomycota; Agaricomycetes; Boletales; Pisolithaceae
Exons: 3
Coding region: 1-2559 (852 amino acids)
Source: RefSeq, a predicted model, not a curated record